CUGCAUUACAAAACGUGCAACCUCACCUCGGAAUGGAAUUGUUUUUUUUCAAAUAUUUUCAGUGCAUGCUCUACUCAUGCAUUUUUCUCGUGUUAUGGAGGUACUAAGGGUGCCAAAUCGAAUCUAGGCGCUUCUCCAAAUACGAACUACUACUACUACUGCUGCCUACUUAUCUACAAGACAUUUCACGUCUUGGACUGCUAUUGGCCGUACGGACUAUUUUUUAUCGUAAAUACCGAGAAGAAUCAGGGAAGAAUUUCGUAUAAUGUUCAUGGAGCCAGCUACCAUAUGAAUGAAACGGAAGUCUAUCCUGACUACGAUGACCUUUGUGCAGUUGAAAUCAGCGAUAGAAGGUUCUACAUGGCAGUGGCGGGCACGAUUCUCUCAUUAAUUUCCCUCUUUUGCAAUCUGCUUAUCGCAAAGGUACUGUACAGUUCAAAACACGCACACUUCUUCUUUUUGGCGCUGCUGGCCGUCAGUGACUGCUUUCUAUCUUUGAUGUAUGGGCCUGUGAUCGCUAUGGACAUAAUCAAGGAUAAGGUGCAGAUUCUUUGGCUGACGCAGUUGUACUGGUGGUAUGUUGGACCGCUGCUGGCACUUUGCCAGGUUUCGAUGACGUUUUCGUGCUAUCUGAUUAUUUUGGCUACCAUCGAGCGUUAUCUCAUCACUCAGAGAUCGAGUUGCCUCAAACGAUUUCGCCGGAGUCGUGGACUCAUGGCGCUCUUCAUGUUCAUGCUCUCUCUUCUGCUCAGGGGCACACUUGUCUUUGAAAUUCAGAAAAAAAACAUGCGUUGUGAAAAGCAGGCUAUAUAA
Molecule: messenger RNA, 813 nt
Organism: Haemonchus placei
Lineage: Eukaryota; Metazoa; Nematoda; Chromadorea; Rhabditida; Trichostrongylidae
Source: the annotation of a GenBank genome assembly